This is a messenger RNA of Ambispora leptoticha, 1047 nucleotides long. The record is from the annotation of a GenBank genome assembly. Lineage: Eukaryota; Fungi; Glomeromycota; Glomeromycetes; Archaeosporales; Ambisporaceae.
AUGGACAUCGAAGAAAAAGGCGAUCCAUAUGACUAUGCCGAUAAUUUUAAAGAAUUUAGCAAAAAAGUUCGUUUGUUGAGUGGUAAAAUAAACCAAAAAAACACCGAAAAAGCAAAAGUCGACCAAAUCUACCGCCUAAAAAAAAUUUUAAAAGCAUGUAGUUUACCGUUAGAAGAAUACAAAAAAACUAAAUCCUUUAAUGGUAAAGACAAUUUUCGAGAGGACAAAAUAACUACCGAAGAAAGUCAAUUCGUCAGAGAUAAUAUAAAUCAAGAAACAGUUAAGGAAAUAAACAAUUUAUAUAGUAUCCAUUUUCCUGGCAAUCAAAAAAAACCUUCUCCGCAUAUUCCUAAGAAAAAUAAUCUUCCGAAUGAUAAGCCAAAUUUAACAAAAACUAAAACUGAAACAAUCGCUUCCCUCGAACAAAAACUAAGUGCUGAUAAUAUUAGAGAAUAUCUUAAUGGGGCAACUACUCCUGACGAAUUAGAAACUCGGGAAAAAAAGGUUCUGAAAAUUGUUGAGAAACUAAUCGGUAAAACUCCAUCCACUCCUCCGCAAGAAAAUGCCUACGAAGAAAUAGAGAAGAAUGUAAAUGAAAUAUUACUGCUUACCCCCUCUAUCACACAAAUUAUUCAAAAUGCGGUAGGAGAUAUAAAUUCAAUGAGUGAUGCUGAUAAACAAGCACACCGAGCAACUACUAACGAAUAUAAAAGUAAAGAGAUCAUUUUCCUACCGGUUAAUAAUUCUAGCACGGGAGGAUAUGAGGGAGGAACAGGAAGCCAUUGGUCGCUUUUGGUUUACAGAAGAGCAAAUGAGUUUCAUUAUUAUGACUCUGCUGGAAGCAUGAAUCUCACCGCUGCAACAAAUCUCGCUAAUAACUUUUUGAAAUAUUUAGAAAUCGGCGGAAGUGCGAAUAUUAUUAAACCCGCCUCUUGUCCUCAACAGAGCAAUGGUAGCGAUUGUGGAGUUUUCACCAUUGCCUUUACUCGCUGCCUAGUAAACAAGUUCAAAAAUAAUCCGGGAGCAGUUGACCAAAAUGAUUUCUGA